UGCCCAAACAAAUGACUGUGUCUGGGGUCUUUAAUUUGUCUCCUUCAUCUCUCUCUUGCUUUGCUUCUUCUUCUUCUUCUCUUCAGCUCUCUUUCUACUCCCUUUUCUUUAUCUGCACUCUCCUUCUGUCUGUUUAUCAAUUCCUUUUCCAUCAACACAACUUUUUUUUAUAUUCACUCCACUCACCACUUCUCUUAAAAUAAACCAUAAACACAAAAGCAAGGGUUUUUUAAAACAUAGUUUGCUCUACUAUUUUUUACUAAUAUCAAUAUUUUUUUUCCUUUUUUUAUGAAUAAAAAUUGUAUAUCUCUCUCUUCGUUUGAUAUGUCCAUGGCUGGUUUGGAUUUAGGCACACCAUCAUCAUCACACUUCCUUCAAAACCUCCACAGAGAAGAUCACUUCAACCUUCAGCAGCAGCAACAGCAACAACCACAGGAAUCGGAGGAAGAACCCAACCACAACUCCGACCCGUUUUCAGCUGAAGAUGGACCACGCUCCGGCGACUUGGUUGGCCGUCGACCACGCGGCCGGCCACCGGGGUCGAAGAACAAGCAGAAGCCGCCGGUUAUCAUAACUCGGGAGAGCGCCAACACGCUCCGGGCACACAUCCUUGAAGUUGGGAACGGCUGCGACGUGUUUGACUGCGUCGCCACCUACGCGCGGCGGCGCCAGCGCGGGAUCUGUGUGCUCAGCGGCAGCGGCACCGUCACCAAUGUCAGCCUGAGGCAGCCGGCGUCUGCGGGAUCCGUUGUUUCCCUCCAUGGAAGGUUUGAGAUACUGUCACUCUCGGGAUCUUUUCUGCCGCCGCCGGCUCCGCCGGGGGCAACCAGCUUGACGAUUUACUUGGCCGGAGGGCAGGGGCAGGUAGUUGGUGGGAGUGUGGUGGGGGAGUUGACCGCGGCGGGUCCCGUGAUUGUGAUCGCGGCCUCGUUCACCAACGUGGCUUAUGAGCGGUUACCUUUGGAUGAGGAAGAAGAACAACAGCUUCAGAUGCAACAACCACCUACGCCUGGUGGUGGUGGCGGCGAUGUGGUGACCACCAACGCGUUUCCAGACCCGUCGUCGGGGCUUCCGUUUUUCAACUUGCCGCUGACGACGGCGAUGCAGAGUAAUGUUUCAUUGCCAGCUGUGGAUCAUGGUUGGGCGGGAAAUUCGGCGGCGGCACGUUCUUCAUUUUGAGGGUGUUUGUUUGUUUUGUUAAUCUAAUGUGGUUGAAUAUUGAUCCAUCGCUAGUUGAUGAUCAAACUAUGGUGAAUUGAGGUCAGCAAAUUCAUGCACUUCAUUUAUAUGAUGAUAUAAUUUAGGUCAUCUUCAUCUUGUUUUCUUGUUUCUGUUGCUCAUGGAUUGUAAGAUGUAGUAGUGAGUUUGAGUUGUACUUGUUCGACUUAAUUAAUUGGUGUACUCUCAUGGGUUUUGGUAUAUGAAUAUCGAUCUUUGGGAUUA
Molecule: messenger RNA, 1443 nt
Organism: Lotus japonicus
Lineage: Eukaryota; Viridiplantae; Streptophyta; Magnoliopsida; Fabales; Fabaceae
Product: AT-hook motif nuclear-localized protein 23-like
Exons: 1
Coding region: 289-1179 (296 amino acids)
Cellular component (GO): nucleus
Molecular function (GO): DNA-binding transcription factor activity; minor groove of adenine-thymine-rich DNA binding
Source: RefSeq, a predicted model, not a curated record